Sclerotinia sclerotiorum 1980 UF-70 is the source of this 105-nucleotide messenger RNA. RefSeq lists its product with no specific name. NCBI's taxonomy places the organism in Eukaryota, Fungi, Ascomycota, Leotiomycetes, Helotiales, Sclerotiniaceae. The record is from RefSeq and is a predicted model, not a curated record. The coding region runs from base 1 to 105 and encodes 34 amino acids. The transcript has a single exon.
AUGCAUGGCGUUCGUGUCCCACGCCAAUCGCUCGACGAUAUCUGGUGCCAGAACGUUUUACCAUUGCGCAACGUGUUCCAUCGCAAUAGUGCAAAGUUGAGUUGA